CUUCUCGGGUCUUAAAGUUCCAAACUCCUUUUGACUAUUUCAAAGAGUCAUAUCCUGAUAACUGCCUUACCCCUGAUAACUGCCUUACCCCUGAUGUUCCACUUCAUGUAUUCGGGUGUGUUGUGUUUGUCCAUACCUAUGGUCCUAAUCGAACCAAAUUUACCCCUCGGGUUCAGAAGUGUAUUUUUGUGGGAUACCCCCUUCAUUAAUGCGGGUACAAAUGUUACCAUCCUUCUUCCCGCAAGUGUUUUGUCUCCAUGGAUGUUACCUUCUUCGAAGACCGUCCCUUUUUUCCCCUUAGUCCUCUUCUGAGGGAGAGUAUAAGUGAAGAGUCCAACUGGGGUCUAAGUCCUUGCCUGCCAGACUUACCUGAGUCCAUUCCCAACACAAAUGUCAAUGCUCCUAUUCUUCCUACCGAGAAAGUCCCAUGGAUCACGUACUAUAGGAGGAAUCUUAAAAAGGAAAUAGUGCCGCCGAUCACUUCUCCAGCUCUAGUACAUGAGUCAGAACGAGUGACAGUUCCAGGUACGAAGUCUUCUAUUCCUAAUAAUGAUAACAUGUGUGGUGAUAAUGCUUGUGUUGAAAGUAGUAUAAGCAGAGACAGUACCGAGAAUGUGACUAAUGUGGAUACUGAUCACCAUGAUAGUACUGACAGUAACAGUGACAGUACUGAGAAUGUGGCUGGUACGGGUGAAGGCAAUAAUGAACUCUAGGUUCCGACUGAAAAUGUUGAAGAAGGUACAGAUGAGACAAAACAGGAUAUUGAGUAUGAUGAGAAGUCAGAAGAACAAAAAGACCCAGAUGAGACAAAGCAAGAUACUAAGUGUGAUGAGAAAUCAGAAGAACUGGAAGAUCGUGAUGCCUCUCUUGACAUUCUUAUUGCUUUGAGGAAAGGAACGAGGUCUUGUACCAAGUACCCAAUGCAGAGUUAUAUGUCUUAUAGUAACUUGUCUUCGGUGUUCAAAGCGUUAACUACUAACCUCGACACUGUUACAAUACCAAGCAGCAUAUAUGCAGCUAUGGAAAUUCCUGAGUGGAGAGUCGCUGUCAUGGAAGAAAUGAAAGCUCUUGAAAAGAACGACACAUGGGAACAGGUCACUCUUCCCGAGGGACACAAGACAGUUGGUUACAAAUGGGUGUUUAUUGUUAAGUAUUGACCUGAUGGUACGAUCGAUCGAUACAAGGCACGGUUAGUGGCCAGGGGUUUCAUUCAGACCUUUGGGAUAGAUUACUCAGAGACUUUCUCUCCAGUAGCAAAGUUAAAUACAGUUUGUGUGCCCUUCUCGGUUGCAGUUAAUAAGAAUUGGCCUUUGCACCAGUUUGAUGUGAAGAAUGCAUUCCUUAAUAAAGAAUUAGAAGAAGUUUACAUGAGUCCGCCUCUAGGGUUUGAAAAACAGUUCAGUCGCAAAGUUUGUAAACUGAAGAAGUCAUUAUAUGGGUUGAAACAGUCUCUGAGAGCCUGGUUUAACAGAUUUACUACAUUUGUAAAAUUACAAGGGUACAGUCAGGGACAUUUAGACCACACCAUGUUCACAAAGAAGUUUGUGUCUGGGAAAAUGGCAAUUCUUAUUGUGUAUGUUGAUGACAUUGUAAUCUCGGGGGAUGAUGCUUCAGAAAUAGACAUAUUGAAAAGAAGGAUGGCUGAAGAAUUCGAGAUCAAGGAUCUUGGAAGGUUAAGGUAUUUUCUCGGAAUGGAGGUGACCCGGUCGAAAGAAGGCAUCUCUGUCUCUCAACGAAAAUAUACGCUAGAUUUGCUUAAAGAGACAGGUAUGACAGGAUGUAAACCAGUUGACAUUCCUAUGGAAGUAAAUACUAAGCUUAGUGAUCUGAGUAGUAGUGCACCAGUUAACAAGGAGAGGUAUCGGCGUUUAGUCAGGAAGUUAAUUUAUCUUUCCCAUACGAGACUAGAUAUUGCAUAUGCAGUAAAUGUGGUUAGCCAGUUUAUGCAGUCUCCUUAUGAAGAACAUAUGAAGGCAGUGGAACGAAUUUUGAGAUAUUUAAAUGCUUCUCUAGGCAGGGGAUUAAUGUUCAGAAAAUCAGACAGACGAUGCAUCGAGGCUUAUACAGAUGCUAAUUGGGCAGGCUCAAUGGUCGACAGAAAGUCGACAUCGAGUUACUGUACGUUUGUUUGGGGUAACCUUGUUACAUGGGGGAGUAAAACACAAGGGGUGGUUGCCAGAAGUAGUACUGAAGCUGAGUACAGGGCCAUGAGCCUUGGGAUAUGCGAAGAAAUGUGGCUGGAAAAGGUCCUAAUUGAUCUUAACCAAAGUCAUGAUGGGCCAAUGAAACUCUAUUGUGAUAACAAGGCUGCUAUAAGCAUUGCAAACAACCCUGUUCAGCAUGACAGAACGAAGCAUGUAGAGAUUGACAAGCAUUUUAUCAAAGAAAGACUUGAUAGUGGCAAUAUCUGUGUUCCUUAUUUUCCUUCUAGUCAGCAGAUUGCAUAUGUACUCACAAAAGGGCUAUCACGACAACUCUUUGACUCAUGUGUUUGCAAGUUGGGUCUCAUUGAUAUCUACGCUUUAACUUGAGGGGGAGUGUUGAAAAUAGAAUAUUUUCCCUAGGGGUAUUUUUGUCUUUUCAUGUGUACCCUAGGGUUUCAUAUUUUUCUAUUUAAACUAUAGCCUUUGGGCAUUAUUAUGUAUCACAUUAUUAUAAUAAAAGUUCUUUGCACCAUGGUUUUUCCUCCCCGUACUAGGGUUUUCUACGUAACAAGUGUGUGUCAUUUCCUCUUCUCUUUACUUUUCAUCAUAUUUCAUCAUGAGUCCUAUGAAUAAGUUAGGUUCAUGUUUUUACUUCUUCAGUUAUUUUACAGGGCACCUCUAGAGCUACGACGGAGCAAAGAUCAAAGAAUGUAAAAGAAGUACAAGAAAGAAAGAAAAUGAAUCAAAAUGAGGCUACAAGUUUUAAUCCUAUAUGUUGAUAUAGCUUCUAAUUAUUUCUGUCACGAUUGUCUAUGUUUGCAUAUGAUGAGAGCCCAUCUUUUAUCCAGGUUGAGGCAGUUCCUGUUGACAUUAUAAUAUUUACACGGGUUCUUAGUCUUCUAAGAGGUUAAUGUAGGUAUCUCUUCCUUGAUGGAUGUUCGCAUAGCAUAUCUAGAUAUCAUGAGAUCGAUUGCUGAAUUUGUUCUACAAGGAUGUAUUAGCAAAGAGCCAAACAUAAAUGAUCAAUGGAUCUGGAGAACGUCUAUCCACUCUGAUGUUGAAGCUAAACUGAGACAACUUUUAAUCAAGUUGGGGAAUGAGAAUAAAAUACUUGGAAUCCAGGCGUGUACCACAUCUUAAAUAUAUAUAACAUUGCACUAAAUCAUUUUCUAAUAUGUCAAAGUGCAGCUUAAUGCAUAAUGUCUUCAGUUUUGGUAAAUUCUUGUAUUUAAUUAUACAAUGUUUUUCAUACGAUCUAUUACAUUCAUUACAUAUUUGCACA
This is a messenger RNA of Benincasa hispida (wax gourd), 3426 nucleotides long. Lineage: Eukaryota; Viridiplantae; Streptophyta; Magnoliopsida; Cucurbitales; Cucurbitaceae. The record is from RefSeq and is a predicted model, not a curated record.